AUGUCUAAGGGAGAGAAUGCCAUCGUCAUUGUGUCCGGCGCAAACCUGCUCCUGGGCCCUGAGGAUCUGCGUGCCGCGCUGCCCGCUGUGAGGGGGGCCAGUGUGCUAGUGUGCCAGCUGGAAAUCAGUCCCGCCACCUCCCUGCAGGCACUGAGGAUGGCGCACGGCAGUGGAGCAAAGACCAUUUUCAACCCUGCCCCAGCCGUUCGGGACCUUGACCCGGACUUCUACAGCAACUCGGACCUGAUCUGCUGCAACGAGCCGGAGGCACAGCUGCUGACAGGCUUGGCAGUGGGCAGCCCCGAGGAUGCUGGGAAGGCAGGGGCGGAGCUGGUGAAGCGGGGGUGUGGCACAGCCAUUGUGACGCUGGGGCCCCAGGGCUGCGUCAUUGUGUCUGCUCAGGACCCCUCUCCUCGACAUGUGCCCUCAGUCAGCGUGCCCACGGUGGACACCACGGGAGCUGGAGACAGCUUCAUUGGAGCCUUGGCCUUUUACAUGGCUCGCUACCCCACAAUGCCUGUGGAGGAAAUGGCCAGGAGAGCCAAUCAGGUUGCAGCAGUGAGCGUGCAGGCAGCAGGGACACAGACAUCCUACCCGUCCAGAUGUGACUUGCCUGCGGAGCUCUUCCAAGCUGGGAAGUGAAAACCUCCAAGAAAAUUGGCCCAUUUAGUUUGAUUAGUACUGUAGAUAAUCUGAUCUCAGACACUUGUUUACAGAAAGAAACCAAGGUAUCAGUUUUAAUGACAUAUCAGGGUAGCUUUUUCCACACUCUCACAACUUUUUGUUCAAAAAAGCACCUCCCAUACUCAGCACCUCACUCCAUUCCUACUCCAACACUUCUGUGACAAGUGAAAUAUGCAUUUUCUUUAAAUGCAGCUGACAUAAAAAUAUCCUGAAAAUACAACCAUUGCACCUCCAAAGUCUUCUUUUAGAGUUGUACUGUAUAUGGGUGAGGACUCAGAGGUUAGGAAGGAAACAAGUUAAGAUUUCUUUAAAUAAUGUAAUGAAAUAAUCAUUCGGGGCCUUUAUAAUAGAAUACUGUCCAGCUCUUCGAAAUUGUAUAAGGAACUAUGAUUACUUAUUGAUACAUCCUUCACUGUGAAAACCUUCCUUGCUUUUCACAAAUAACGAAGAAUGAUGAACUAUCUUGAGUCAAGAUUAAAUAGUUCUAACUUUC
Molecule: messenger RNA, 1177 nt
Organism: Lepisosteus oculatus (spotted gar)
Lineage: Eukaryota; Metazoa; Chordata; Actinopteri; Semionotiformes; Lepisosteidae
Source: RefSeq, a predicted model, not a curated record